Molecule: messenger RNA, 783 nt
Organism: Caenorhabditis remanei
Lineage: Eukaryota; Metazoa; Nematoda; Chromadorea; Rhabditida; Rhabditidae
Exons: 5
Coding region: 1-783 (260 amino acids)
Biological process (GO): spliceosomal complex assembly; spliceosomal snRNP assembly
Cellular component (GO): nucleus; SMN complex; spliceosomal complex
Source: RefSeq, a predicted model, not a curated record
AUGGACCAAGAAGCGUGUCUAGGUCUCCUCGACGACGUGGAAAUGGAUUCAGAAGACGUCGGCGAUCCAUCAGCUCCAGCGAUGUCAGCUGCCGCCUAUUUUCGUCAGAUGAAAGCGGAACGACGCGUCACACCGAACGUCGUCAGGAUUCAGAAUCCGAGGGAUGAGAAGAGAAGUUUGUCGCCAGAAGCGAAAAAGAAAAAGAGUCAAUGGUUGGAGAGUGUCGGAUUUCAGAAGGAUGUGAAGACGGAGACCCCAACCACACUGAUCCCAUCGGAAGAGUGGCGCACAGCCAAAUGUCGGGAAUUUGGAGAAUUUCGACAAAAAAUGGUCGACAGAAUCGCGAAAACCACACCGCUUAUCAUUAAAGAUAUGAAAUCGCCAGACGAAGACAAAUGGCACGAGAUUCUGCUGGAAAAGUGUCUUCCCGAAUUCCAGAAUAUUGCCACAAACUUCCCAAAUCACACAGGAACCCCACCGGCGGUUCCAAUGGUUUUGGCGAUUCCGAAGAAGCAUCUGAGUCAACUAAUCGAGCAUCUCGUCGAGUGGUCAUCAGAAGAAGGAUUGUCUCGUCCGAUUCGUGAAUGGAUCUACGCAUUACUCCUGGUUAUUGAUCUACCGCUCGUUCAAGACGUCGUUUCCGCGUUGAGGACGUUGGUGAAGGAGUGCAAAAAACUCCGCGCACAGCUCCCUGUGGAUCGAAAAUCAGAAGCCUACGAGUACUCACUGUUCAUCACGAUUAUUGGAAACUUUUUCGGGCAGAAAGACCUCGCGGAUAAUUAG